Messenger RNA from Symbiodinium necroappetens, 522 nucleotides. The record is from the annotation of a GenBank genome assembly. NCBI's taxonomy places the organism in Eukaryota, Dinophyceae, Suessiales, Symbiodiniaceae.
AUGUACCGGCUGCGACUCGACACAUGGCCGGUGAUCUCCGACAUGGAGCAAGGAGCAGUAGUUGACAAGAUCGGUGCAGCUGCCUCGAAGUGGAUUGGAAAGGUUUGCUGGUACAAGGUUUUCAAGCUGGUAGAUGUGGACGGAUCAGGCGAGAUAGGUUUCGAUGAAUUCUUUCGAAUUAUCCGCCGUCCACUGCCAUGCCUGGCAAUCACCACCAAGGAAAUUUCCAAUCCUGAGCUCAAGGGCUUGUGGAAGGCAAUGGACCAAGACAUGUCUGGGGCGAUAAGUGUCCAGGAAUUUAUGAUCUUCAUGCGGCGGCUGGAGGUCCGCCGUGGCUUUGCGAGAUGGCGGCCGCAGGUAAUGCAAGGCACACCCGUGGCCAAGGCAGCCGUGGCGGCCGAAGUGGCGGCGCGCGCCAAGGCACGUCUAUCUAUCUAUCUAUCUCUCUCGCUCUCUCUCGCUCGCUUUAUAUAUAUAUAUAGAUAUGUAUAUCUAUAUAUGUGUAUAUAUAUAUACAUAUAG